Nerophis lumbriciformis (worm pipefish) is the source of this 849-nucleotide messenger RNA. Lineage: Eukaryota; Metazoa; Chordata; Actinopteri; Syngnathiformes; Syngnathidae. The record is from RefSeq and is a predicted model, not a curated record.
AUGCCCGUGAUUGCGUUGGGCUGGUCCCGUCUGCUGUGCGCGCGUGUCGUCGCUCUGCUGUUCACCUGCGUGGCGUUCAGCGUGGCGGCACACGGCGCGCGCUUGCCUCCCGGCGGAAUGGCGUCCUGGUGCAUCUUCUGCUGGGCCUUCAGCUUCGCUGCCACAGCCUUGAUCCUGCUGGUGGAGCUUCUGGGCCUGCAAGCACGCGUGCCGGUGUCCUGGUCCAAUUUCCCCAUUACGGUGGCGUGCUACGCCGCCCUCCUCUGCCUCUCCGCAUCCGUCAUCUUCCCGCUGAACUUCCUGCGGGACAGCGUUUACUACGACGAAGCGCGUGAGCACCGCGUGGCCUCCACCGUCUUCUCCUGCCUGGCGGCGGUGGCCUACAUGGUGGAGGUGUGCCUGACCAAAGCGCGACCCGGCGAGGUGGCGGGCUACAUGGCCACGGUGCCGGGUUUGCUCAAGGUGUGCCAGACCUUCGUGGCGUGCGUCAUCUUCAUCCUGGUCAGCGAGCCCGUCGCGUACGAGAGUCACGCCGCGCUCCAGUGGUGCAUGGCCGUCUACUGCAUCUGCUUUAUCCUCUCCAUUGCCGUGGUGGUGAUGUGCGUGGGGGAGUGCACCGGGUACCUGCCAUUGCCUUUUCCCCGCUUCCUGUCGGCGUUCGGGCUCCUGGCGGUUGCCAUGUAUCUAACGGCCACAAUCCUCUGGCCAGUCUUCCAGUUCAGCAAGCGCUACGGGGGCAGAGGUGCCGAGUCCAGCCUGAUCGCGGUGGCGGUCCUCACCGGCCUCAACUUCCUGCUUUACCUCGCCGACCUAGCGCACACUGCCAGACUUGUAUUUGUCAGUAUGUGA